Molecule: messenger RNA, 3337 nt
Organism: Oryzias melastigma (Indian medaka)
Lineage: Eukaryota; Metazoa; Chordata; Actinopteri; Beloniformes; Adrianichthyidae
Gene: engase
Product: endo-beta-N-acetylglucosaminidase
Exons: 14
Coding region: 104-2242 (712 amino acids)
Biological process (GO): protein deglycosylation
Cellular component (GO): cytoplasm
Molecular function (GO): mannosyl-glycoprotein endo-beta-N-acetylglucosaminidase activity
Source: RefSeq, a predicted model, not a curated record
UUUUUCCCAGCUUUUAUUUUGAAGGGCAGACCGGAAACAUUAGGUGUGUACUUCCUGUCCCAGCUUUCUUUUCUUUCCGGUUUUUCUUAGUGAAUGAAAAGAAAUGGCAGAAACUGGGGACGAAAUCAAAGAUACUACAGCCAGGAAUCAAGAUGACGGACACACAGGAGCAAAACGCAGCAGGUUAGAGUCUUGUUUGGAUCAACCAGAAGAGUCUAGCAUCUAUGAGGUCAUCAAGUAUGGGCCUUCACCUCUCCCAGCAAAACAUUAUGAUCCAGACACGACGGAACCAACCAGCUGUGGUCUUCACACCAUGGAGGAGCUGUUGUCGUGGAGACGGAGUGAGGCCAGCCCCUUCAACGUGGCCUCUGUACCUCUAGCUCCUCGGGAGCCUUCUCUUGGCAGCUGUCUGCGCCGGACCCUGGUGUCCCACGACAUGAUGGGUGGUUAUCUGGAUGACAGGUUUAUCCAGGGCACAAAUGCAGAGACUCCAUAUGCAUUCUACCACUGGUGUUACAUCGACAUCUUCAACUACUUUACACACCAGCUGGUCAGCAUUCCUCCAGCCGUGUGGACAAACGCUGCUCAUAAACAUGGAGUCAUUGUCCUCGGAACUUUUAUCACGGAGUGGACCGAUGGUGCCACCAAGUGUGAGGCCUUCCUGAAAACUGAGGAGUCAUACCGGUCGGUGGCGGAUAAACUGGUCCAGAUCAGCCAGUGUUAUGGCUUUGAUGGCUGGCUCAUCAACAUAGAGAACCCCCUCAGUGAAGCUGCGGUGAAGAACACCCCAUUGUUCCUCCAGUACCUGACAGAGCAGAUGCACGAGCGCGUGCCCAGCAGCGUGGUCCUGUGGUACGACAGCGUGAUCCAGAGCGGAGAGCUUAAAUGGCAGAAUGAGCUGAACCAAUCCAACAGGAUGUUCUUCGAUUCUUGUGACGGCUUCUUUACUAACUACAACUGGACGGAGCAGAGCCUGGAGUCCAUGAAGGAAUACAGCGGCGUCCAGGGCCGGCAGGCUGACGUCUAUGUUGGGGUGGACGUGUUCGCCCGAGGGGAGGUGGUGGGAGGGAUGCUGGACACAAACAAGGCUCUGGAUCUCAUUCGGAAGCACAACUUCUCCACAGCCAUCUUUGCUCCUGGCUGGGUGUACGAGUCGCUCGAAGAUAAGACGGAGUUCCGCCAGAAGCAGGACAAGUUCUGGGCUCUUCUGUUAGAAAACCUUUACGUCCACCGGCCAGCGUCUCCUCUGCCCUUCGCCUCCUCCUUCUGCCAGGGCUUUGGCAAGGCCCUCUACUGGAGAGGACAGAAAGAGAAGACUAGCAGCUGGUUCAACCUGUCGGCGCAGGACCUCCAGCCGCUCUACUCCCAGAUGGAUCUGGAGGGAGGGGGGUGGCUGAGGAGCAGCGGCUGCCCGGAGGAGGCCUGGAGCGGAGGCUGCUCGCUGCUGCUGGACGGACUCAUGCCUGCAGACCUCAGCGCUCCGGCGUGCGCCAGGAUCUUCUCGCUCCAUGUGCCGCUGGACUCCAGGAUCCUGGUGGCUCUGAUCUACAAGGCGUCUCCUGGGAUCUCCGUCUCUCUGCAGCUGAACACCACAGACGUCCAUCAUUUCUCCCAAAGCGGCCCGCAGGACGUUAAGACCAUCAGUCUGACUCCUGAAGCUCUGGACAAUGGACACCAAUUAAUGAAGCACUUCCCUCAUGCGUCUGGAAACCUGAACACGCACGGUUGGACCGUCAGAUGCUCAGAGUUGGAGCUUCACGGCUCCAUCCUCAGAGAAGUCUGUGUGCUCAUCCAGCGGCAUGGCGAGCCCAGAGAUGUGCUCUUCAGCUGCAGGCUGGGCAAGAUCAUGGUAGUGGACGUUGCGAGUCUGGAGGCGCCCCCUCCAGCGGUGCAGGGGGUGUGCGUUGAAGACCUCGUUUGGCUGCGUGGGUCCGGUACCUCCCCACAGCAGUCUUCGCUCCUGAACGCCACUCUGCGCUGGGAGUACUCCUCUGAGCUCGUGCACCAUUUCAAAGUCCACUGGCGCCGGCUCAGAGGACCGGAUCCCCGCGUCCCUCCGGGCCAACUGGAGCUGGUGGGCAGGGCGCACGCAAAUCUGUUCAGGGUGACGGAGCUGGCUGUGCCAGAGCCGCCCAGCCUGCUGGAGCUGGUGGUGGAACCGGUCCUCCUGAUGGACGUCCCCGUCCCCGAGGAGCUCUGGGGCAGGAGACAGCUCAGCUACACGGAGGCGGUUGCACAAUGAUGAGGGGGUCAUGCAGACUUGAAGGAGAACUCAACAAUGAAAUAUCCUGGUGUGUUUAUGUGAUCCACCAGAGGAUUUUUGUUUAAUGGGCUUUAAAAAGUCUCAAUGAGAAAAUAAAAAUGAACUGCAGGUUGUGGUCAUCAGAACAGUCUGGGACACAAACUUUGAACCAAAGAGUUCUGCUUUCAUUACUUGUUGUUUUGCAUUCAAAAGCCUAAAGCUGAAUCUGUAGGGUUAAAUCAGCUUGAAGUCAAUGAAAAACAAAGAUUGUAAAUUUGAAAAAAAAAAUGAAAGCAGUUUUAAACUUGAAAAUAAAUAUUUAAACUUAAAGGAAUUAUUGAAAAUUUGAAGAAAAAAAAAAGGACAUUUCAAAGUUGGAACAACCAGAAUAAAAAAUGAGAGAAAAGUGUAGAAAUGUGUAGUGAGGAAAUGUGUAGUGUCCCCUCUGUCAUCCAAUGGGAAACAUGUCCCGGUAGCCAAUGAGCUCAAAGCCCCGCCCCCAUCUAAAAUAAUGAUCAGCUCGGCAGCGAAAACUUCAAAAGCUGUUUUGAAGUUCAAAAUUCAAAACAGCACCUAAUGAAUACAUUAUAUUUAAAUUGUUGUGUCAAAGGUUGCAGACCCCUGACCUAGAGGGAACAAGAAAAGCACUUUAUAUAGUAUUAAUAUUCCAAGAAAAAGGCUCACAAUAAACUGGAAAUAUAUUAAAGCACCAUCAAAAAAAGGAAAAAAUAAGUUAAUGUAAUGGAAAAACUCCCUACAUAUGGAAGUAGAUGUUUUUAACCAGAGAUGGAGUACAAGAAUAUUUACAUUUUUAAGUUUGAGGAUGUUCAUUAAAAUUAAUAUCUCAAUACAAAGAUAUAUGUAUAUGACUGUAGACACAAACCUAAAUUUGACAAGUACAAAUGAAUGGAAGAUGGAAGCUCAAGUAACAUCUUUUUUCCUGUUUUUAUUUCCAGCCUUUGUCCUUUUCUGUUUACCGUUAAAUAUAUGUCUGAAUCCAUGCCGUGUUUGGUUAUGGGAUGUUGUGACAUCCUCUUGUUUGUUAAGUAGCUUUUAUGUUUUUGUUUCUACCAUUAAACACUUUUUGUAUAAACA